This is a messenger RNA of Diatraea saccharalis (sugarcane borer), 1315 nucleotides long. Lineage: Eukaryota; Metazoa; Arthropoda; Insecta; Lepidoptera; Crambidae. The record is from the annotation of a GenBank genome assembly.
AUUGCGUCAUUCAUUAUCACACGAGAUGGAAACAUAACAUCUAAACGUAAAUGUUUCAUUGAUAUUCCAUUCAUAGUCACGAAAGUGUAAUAAUUAUUAUCUUCAUACAAUAAACGAAACAUUAGUCGUUUCACAAAGUUUAACAUUUUUUUUUUUUAUUGACAAAUUAAACUUCUCUUUUCUAAGUAAUAAGGUGUCCAAUUAAUAUAGUCCAUAGUGGGUUUAAGUUUAGUUUCAACUUCGCAAGAUGUCGUUAAAAAAAGUUCUUAUUGUGAACAAAUCUUAUCCUGUAGUGGGAUUAGACAUUUUAAGGCUAAAGGUCGAAACAAAACAUUCUGCAAUAUCUAGAUUAUGAACCAGAAAGUCUUCCUGAAAUAAAAAAGAAUAUCGAAGGAUGUGAUGCUUUAAUAUGGAACACUAAGCAUCAACUUACACCCGAAAUACUAGACUUGGCAGGCCCCCAGCUAAAAGCCGUAUCGUCUAUGUCUUCUGGUCUGGACCAUAUCAGGGUAGAGGAGCUCAAAAAACGCGGUAUUGCUCUCGGUAAUUGCCCUCACGUUCUCGAUAAUGCUGUAGCUGAUAUUGCUGUGGGACUGCUAAUUGGAGCCGCUCGUAAAUUCAAGGCUGGCAUUCGGGAAUUGGAAAGCGGACAAUGGAAAUAUGGUGUACAAUGGUCAACUGGGUUAGAUAUCGCAGGCAGUACGGUUGGCAUUAUUGGUUUAGGAGGCAUCGGUCAGGCAAUCGUGCGGCGGCUAAAAGGUUUCGACGUUGCCAGAUUCCUGUAUUCCGGCAGAUCCGACAAACCACAAGCAAAAGCGCUAGGAGCAGAACGUGUGCCAUUAGAACAUUUACUGAAAGAGAGCAAUUACGUCGUCUUGGCCUGCCCACUGACGAACGAGACUCAAAACUUGAUCAACGCUGACACACUCAAGCUAAUGAAGAAGAAUUCAGUUCUUGUGAACAUCGGUAGAGGAGGUCUCAUUGAUCAAAAUGCACUAUACGAUGCAUUGAAAGGGAAUCACAUCUUCGCAGCGGGAUUAGACGUAGUCACGCCGGAACCGCUUCCAAAAGACCAUCCACUAAUUUCCCUGCCAAACUGCUUUAUCCUACCUCAUUUGGGCAGCGCAACAAUAGAGACGAGAAACGCUAUGGCUAGUAUUGCUGCCAAUAAUAUUCUUUUGGCUCUAGAGGGAAAAUCUAUGCUGUUUCCUGCUUACUAAUUUAUUAGUAGUAACUGUCAUAUGUAUAAUUUUAUACUAUGUACAACAGUGAAACGCUUAUUCUUAUUACAUAAGUAUGAAAUGCUUUUUAAAUG